CUUUAUCAGCGCUGUGAGACUUCCUUCCACCGCGUUCUGGUGUGAAAUGGCUUCGGCUCUAUUCGGUGUCGGCCUUUCUCUCCCUCGGCGCCGUCAGCGGUGACCUUUGCUCCUUGUGCUCCUUGUUGUGCAGCCAGGAAGAGAGCGACGACGGAGACGGCCGUGGCCCUGGAGAAGCUGUUCCCGAGACAGUGCCAGGUCCUGGGGGUCGUGGCCCCGGGGAUUGUCGUGACGCCCAUGGGCCCCGGGAGCAGCCGGCCUCAGGAGAUAGAGAUCGGAGAGUCUGGGUUUGCCCUGCUGUUCCCUCAGGUGGAAGGAAUAAAAAUACAACCCUUUCGUUUUGUCAAGAAUCCAAAGAAUUUAUCGCUAGAACGACGUCGCUUCACUGAGGCUGGCCUCCUGGACAACCCGGAGCUCCGCGUGGUGCUGGUGUUCGGCUACAACUGCUGCAAGGUGGGCGCCAGCAGCUACCUGCAGCGCGUGGUCCGCGCCUUCGGCGACACCAACGUCGUGGUGGCCGGGGGCCAGGUGGACAACCUGGUGUCGCUGACCUCUGACACGUGCCCCCUGGACGUCGAUGGCACCGGCGUGGUCGGGCUGUCGGUGAGCGGCCAGCGCGUGCAGAGCGCCUCGGUGCUGCUGAGCGAGGACGUCAGCGACGAGAAGGCCGUGGAGGCCGCCAUGCAGCGCCUCAAGGCCGCCGGCAUCCCCGAGCGGGACACGGUGGGCUUCAUGUUCGCCUGCGUGGGCCGCGGCGCCCAGUUCUACCGGGCCCGGGGCAACGUGGAGGCCGACGCGUUCCGGAAGGCCUUCCCCGGCGUGCCCCUGUUCGGCUUCUUCGGCAACGGCGAGAUCGGCUGCGACCGCAUCGUCACGGGCAACUUCGUGCUGCGGCGCUGCAGCGAGGUGCGGGCCGAGGACCUGUUCCACAGCUACACCACCGUCCUGGCGCUGGUGCACCUGGGCGCCUCCAGGUGAGGCCCGGCCUCCCCCGCACCUGCCGGGCGCCGCCUCCGGGAACGCGGGGACUGGGAAUAUAUGUCUUUGAAACGAAAA
Messenger RNA from Myotis lucifugus (little brown bat), 1056 nucleotides. Its product is annotated as F-box only protein 22-like. NCBI's taxonomy places the organism in Eukaryota, Metazoa, Chordata, Mammalia, Chiroptera, Vespertilionidae. The transcript is spliced from 4 exons. Bases 238 to 978 code for a protein of 246 amino acids. The record is from RefSeq and is a predicted model, not a curated record. Gene Ontology annotation, biological process: positive regulation of proteasomal ubiquitin-dependent protein catabolic process; protein polyubiquitination; regulation of skeletal muscle fiber development.